AUGCGUAAGCGAGGAGUGACGGAGAAAUACGAGAGAAUGAUUCAAGAGACUUAUAAGAAUGUUACCACCAAGGUCCGAUGCACAGUAGGAAUGACAGAUAGGUUUGAGGUUAAGAGGAAGUGCGUGAAGAGUCACCAUGUCAUCGGCAUACAGUAUGCACCAUGGUGCAUACUGUAUGCCGAUGACAUUGUGUUGGUGGCGGGGACGAAACAGGAGCUGCAGAGGAAGACGGAAGAAUGGAAAACUGCAUUGGAGAGUAGAGGUCUGAAAAAAGCAGGAAAAAGACAGUAUUUCACAACGGACACAGAAGGAGAUCAACAGUUAACGAUACAAAUAGAUGGAUUGAACCUGAAGAGAGUGAACCACUUCAAGUAUUUGGGAGCGAUGAUUGAGGAAGAGGGCAGCAUGGGAAGAGGGAUUAAACACCGAAUUCAGUGUGGCUGGAAUAAUUGGAGAAAGGUUUCGGGAGUGAUCUGCGACAAGAGAGUGCUUGUAAAGUUGAAGGGAAUGGUACAUAAGUCUGUGGUCAGACCAGCUAUGACCUAUGGUUUAGAAACUGCUCCGCUGAGAAAAGUUGAAGAAAGAAAAUUGGAUGUUGCUGAAAUGAAAAUGCUCAGAUGGAUGGUGGGGGUAACAAAGAUGGACUGCAUACGGAAUAACUAUAUAAGAGGAUUACUACAGAAAUAUCAAAGAAUGUUCAGGAAUCAAGACUGCGAUGGUAUGGACACCUGCUAA
Molecule: messenger RNA, 735 nt
Organism: Penaeus monodon (black tiger shrimp)
Lineage: Eukaryota; Metazoa; Arthropoda; Malacostraca; Decapoda; Penaeidae
Exons: 2
Coding region: 1-735 (244 amino acids)
Source: RefSeq, a predicted model, not a curated record